Fukomys damarensis (Damara mole-rat) is the source of this 981-nucleotide messenger RNA. RefSeq names its product olfactory receptor 14A2. Gene Ontology annotation, cellular component: membrane. Gene Ontology annotation, molecular function: G protein-coupled receptor activity; olfactory receptor activity; odorant binding. Gene Ontology annotation, biological process: G protein-coupled receptor signaling pathway. NCBI's taxonomy places the organism in Eukaryota, Metazoa, Chordata, Mammalia, Rodentia, Bathyergidae. The transcript is spliced from 2 exons. The coding region runs from base 1 to 981 and encodes 326 amino acids. The record is from RefSeq and is a predicted model, not a curated record.
AUGGUCAACACCACCUUGAUGACAAGUUUCCUUCUCAUGGGGUUUGCUGAGGACCCCGAGAUGCAGACACUCUGUGCUGUGCUCUCUCUGCUGAUGUACCUGGUGGCCCUGAUGAGUAACCUUCUCAUUGUCACUGUCCUUACCUUGGACUCGCAGCUCCAGACACCCAUGUACUUCUUCCUGAAGAACUUGUCCUUGCUGGAUGUCUCCCUGGUGUCUGUGCCAGUCCCAAAGUUCAUCCUCAACAGUCUGACUCACAGCAACUCCAUUUCCCUUCCGGGCUGUGCCUUCCAGCUCCUUUUAAUAACAUCCUUCUCAGCAAGUGAGACAUUUAUCCUGACUGCCAUGUCCUAUGACCGCUAUGUGGCCAUCUGCUGUCCCCUGCACUAUGAGACCAUCAUGAGUGCCCAGGCCUGUGUGAUGAUGGCAGGAGCUUCCUGGGCUUUGGGGGGACUCUUUGGAGCCUUGUACACUGCUGGUACAUUUUCUGUGCCCUUCUGUGGCUCCAGUGUAAUCCCAGAGUUUUUCUGCAACAUUCCCUCCUUACUCAAGAUUUCCUGCUCUGACACACUCCUGGCGAUCUAUCCCAGCAUGGGAAUAGGACUGUGUCUGGGCCUGUUUUGUUGUGUCUGCAUUGUGUUCUCCUAUGUUCACAUUCUCUCCGCUGUGCUGAGGAUUCCACCCAGGAAAAGUCAGUCUAAAGCUUUCUCCACGUGUCUCCCUCAUCUUGUUGUCUUCACCAUUUUUAUGUUAAGUGCACUCAUGGUUUACCUGAGGCCACCUGCAGAUACACCUCCAGUUAUUGACAGGCUGCCUUCUGUGAUGUACACUGUGCUGCCUCCCAUCCUGAAUCCGGUCAUCUACACCCUGCGAAAUGGUGACAUAAAAAGGGGUCUGAGGAAGCUACAAAACCAUCUGCCAAGAAAGAAGAGGAACCUGAUGAUCUGGCUGCUAUCUACUCACUGUUCAAGACUCUUGUGA